Messenger RNA from Suillus clintonianus, 1101 nucleotides. RefSeq lists its product as uncharacterized. The transcript has 2 exons. The record is from RefSeq and is a predicted model, not a curated record. Lineage: Eukaryota; Fungi; Basidiomycota; Agaricomycetes; Boletales; Suillaceae. The coding region runs from base 1 to 1101 and encodes 366 amino acids.
AUGGCUCCAACUACAUUCGAGAUCCCAACAGAAAUAACUCCGACUCCUUCUACAUCUACAUCUCCAACCGUACUUCAGAAAUGCACUCGCUGUGCCUACAUGGGCCCCGUCGACUCCUACCCACCUCGACGUACUGGUACAGGUCAUCUCAAAGUAUGCAUCGGCUGUAUGGACAAACAGGUAGCACGGAAGUCCGCUGCCACUGUCGAUUCCUCUGGAUGUGGGCAGAUUGCCACCGCGGCGAUGAGCUUGGAUGACUUCUUGAAACUCGUCACAUUGAACAAAGGUCGACCAUUCGACUUUGAUACCAUGGUGAAUCUACCGCCGGGAAUGUUUGCAGCUGGAGAACAUUUGUAUAAUCGGACGAAUAAGAUUAGGGAUUUUCUGGCAGAAGCUUCAGAAUAUCACUGGAAUCAAAAGAAAACAAAGCGCGGUGGAAAGUCAACAGUCGUUACCUACUUCUGUGCUCAGCUUGAAGGAGAGCAAUCAAAGUCGCGAAACCAAGAUGCCGAUCGCGCCAAGUCACGUUCUCGCAUCACCCGUUAUCACUGUGGAGGCUGGCUACGUAUAACAACUAUGGAUGAUAACGAACUUCUUCUACGCAUUCGUAUGACACAUGCUGAAGCGCACCCAAGUUUCCCCGCAUCGUUUCGCAAGUCGCAGUCAGGAGAAUUCAAGAUGGAGACGACACCAAAACCAGUUCCGAAACAACCUUUGUUCACAACGGCGCCGAUGGUAGUGCCUGUUGGAGUUACUGAAGUGCCUCAAAUAAUACCAAGGGAUGAGGUGGGCCCAGAAGAAGAUGUAGGAGCUAUGCUAGAGCAGUCGCAGGGGAAUGGAGGACCACCUCCAGGAAUCGUACGUCAUGAAAAUUUUUGGCAGGCGUUCUCUAUUGAUUUAGUUCUACCACAGCCUGAAGUCUACUUCUCGCCAGAUCAGCUAGCUGGACUGAGACGAAAAUUUGACGCUAUGAUGAGCAUAGCAUCUGGUCCUUGUCAUCCUGACCUAGCUCACGCUCUAGGGUCUGUAUUCGACCACUUGGAUCGUACGGUGGGCGACAUAGAGGUUGGGAGAUUUGCGAAGAGGCAGAGGAUUUCAUAG